This is a messenger RNA of Aureobasidium subglaciale EXF-2481, 918 nucleotides long. RefSeq lists its product as uncharacterized. The record is from RefSeq and is a predicted model, not a curated record. Bases 1 to 918 code for a protein of 305 amino acids. Gene Ontology annotation, cellular component: Set1C/COMPASS complex. Gene Ontology annotation, molecular function: histone binding. Lineage: Eukaryota; Fungi; Ascomycota; Dothideomycetes; Dothideales; Saccotheciaceae. The transcript is spliced from 4 exons.
AUGACUCUGAGAGGACACAAGAAAGGCGUUGCCGCCGUGAGAUUCUCGCCGAAUGGCAAAUGGAUAGCUAGUUGCUCCGCCGACCGUACAAUCAAAGUAUGGAAUGCUCAAACCGGAACUCUAGUCCACACACUGGAAGGUCAUAUUGGUGGAGUCUCGACCAUCUCUUGGGCCCCCGACUCCACUGUCCUUGCAUCAGGUUCAGACGACAAAUGCAUCAGACUCUGGGACGUCAGGACGGGACAAUGCAUGCCGACACCUCUGACCGGCCACCACAACUACGUAUACAGCAUCGCUUUCUCGCCCAAGGGUAACAUGCUUGUCAGCGCUUCAUACGAUGAAGCAGUGUUUUUGUGGGACGUCCGCACAGCACGAGUGAUGAGAUCGCUACCAGCACAUUCAGAUCCAGUAUCUGGAGUCGACUUUGUACGAGACGGGACACUGGUGGCAUCUUGCUCGAGCGAUGGUCUCAUUCGAUUAUGGGAUGCCAACACUGGACAAUGUCUAAAGACGCUCGUACACGAAGAUAAUGCGCCAGUCACGUCAGUCCGAUUCUCGCCGAACGGCAAGUUUGUGCUUGCAGCAACUCUAGACUCAAGCUUGCGGCUAUGGAACUAUGUUGAGGGACGUUGCAUAAAGACAUAUCAAGGGCACAAAAACCAGAAGUACAGCAUCAAUGCGUGUUUUGGUACGUAUGUAAAGGAGGACGAGGAUGAAGAGGAAGCGGCGUUCGCCAUAUGUGGUGACGAGGACGGCAAGGCGGUGCUUUGGGAUGUCAACACGAAAAAGGUGCUGCAGGUCUUGACUGGACAUGAUGAUGUGGUCCUUGGAGUCGAUAGCAGCCCAGACAGCCUGAUGGUGGCGACGUGUAGCCUGGACGGAAGCAUCAGGGUGUGGAAGAAUGGCGUGGAUCAAUAA